CUCUACACGGAGCAUUUUAAAUGUUAAGCACGUACUCACUCCGUCCUUGGGUGUUUGUCCACUUUCAUUUUUGCACACCAUCCAAUGCACUUCUUUAAUCCAUUUUAUCUUGUAAUUUUUAUAUUAAAAAAUUAUAAAAAUUAUAUAUUAAUAAUCUAUAUGUUAAGACGAAUCAAACAAGAUCACACAUGACUAUUUUUAGGCUUACACAUUGAGAGAAUUUGAUGAGUCAAAGUGCUUAGAUGAACAGUUCCAAAGUCCCAGAUUCGCAGGCCCAAAAAGUCACCCAUAUUGCUGUUUAGAAUCUCAAAUUGCUCUUUCUAUUGCAAUUACAUUUAACUCAACUAAAAAGUCUUAAAACCAAUUUUAAUUCGUAGUAGUGGUUCUCCAAAAGGCUCUGGAAGUGGGACUGAGAAAGUUGCUCCAACAAUUUGAUAUCUGGUGCUGGAAUGAACACUGAGAGAGUAAAGAAAAAAUUGGGGAAGUAUGAUCUUGGCAGAACCAUUGGAGAAGGGGCUUUUGCCAAAGUUAAGUUUGCAGAAAACACAGAGACGGGUGAAAAUGUUGCAAUCAAAAUUUUGGCCAAGAACACUGUUCUUGAGCACAAAAUGGUUGAGCAGAUCAAACGAGAGAUAUCUAUAAUGAAGAUUGUCAGGCAUCCUAGCAUUCUUCAGCUCCAUGAGGUUUUAUCAAGCCAGACAAAAAUAUAUUUUGUUUCUGAAUUCGCAUCGGGAGGAACACUCUAUGACAAAAUUGUUCAUAACAACAGGCUUAAUGAAGAUGAGGCAAGACGCUACUUCCAACAACUUAUAGAUGCAAUUGCACAUUGCCAUAGUAAGGGUGUAUGCCACCGGGACCUUAAGCCAGAGAAUCUGCUACUUGAUUCCAUUGGGAACUUGAAAGUGUCUGAUUUUGGAUUGGAUGCAUUAUCUCAUCAUGGAGUUAAACUUCUUCAUACAACUUGCGGAACUCCAAACUUUGUUGCUCCUGAGGUGCUAGGUGACCACAGCUAUGAUGGAGCUGCUGCUGAUGUAUGGUCAUGUGGAGUCAUUCUUUACUUUUUAAUGGCUGGAUAUCUACCCUUUGAAGGGGUAGACCUCCUAACGUUGCAUCAAAAGAUAAAUGCAGCAGAAUAUGUCUGUCCAUUUUGGUUUACUCCUGGUGCAAUAUCACUGAUACAGAAAAUACUUGACCCCAACCCUGAAAAUCGCAUUAAAAUCGAAGGGAUCAGAAAAGAUCCGUGGUUCCAGAAGAAUUAUAUGCCUAUCCAAGGUAGAAAAGGAGAGAAUUUGGGUAGUGUCUAUGCUGGUUUUUACAACAUCAAGGAUGAUGUUGUAACGGAGCAGUCUGAUAAAACUAGCAAUGGCCCUUAUAUGAUGAAUGCAUUUGAAAUGAUUACUUUAUCUCAAGGGUUGAACCUGUCACCCUUGUUUGAUAGGCGCAAGGAUUUUGUCAAACGGCAAACCCGUUUUGUAUCACGUGAGCCUGCCAAAGAUAUCAUCUCUACCAUUGAAGCAGGUGCAGAAUCAAUGGGAUUAAAGGUCUAUACACGUAAUUACAAGACUCGGAUCGAAGGCGUGUCUUCCAACAAUGGGGCAAACUUUGCUGUUGCGUUGGAGGUCUUCCAAGUUGCCCCAUCCCUUUGCUUGGUGGAUGUCCGAAAGGCAGCUGGGGACACACUUGAAUAUCACAAGUUCUACAAGAGCUUCUGCGAAAGAAUUGACCGUGUUAUUUGGAAAUCAAAGGAGGGGAUGACAAGUGCUGCUGCACUGUGAACAUGGCACUCUCUGUCUGAGGCGCGAAGUGAAUCAAUUCAUGUUGCAAUACGACCGAAUCCUACCCGUCCCUCCUUGCACAUAAAAUGACAACUUUAUGUUCCCCAUGUAGCAAUAAAACUGAAAUCAGACAGUGUUUUUUAAUCAUAUAUAUAUGUAUGUACAUAAUGAUUUCCAAAUUUAAUGAGUCCAAACUUAAUAAUAUUUAUAUGAAGGG
Messenger RNA from Cuscuta campestris, 1992 nucleotides. The record is from the annotation of a GenBank genome assembly. Lineage: Eukaryota; Viridiplantae; Streptophyta; Magnoliopsida; Solanales; Convolvulaceae.